AUGGCGUCGUCGGGCCUUGCUUCUACCUCCACUGCUGCUGGAUUCGACCCUAGCCUCUACGGCUACGUGAUGCGUAUCGGAGACCGUUCCAAGCUGUCGACGAGCACCAGCAUCAACGACGAUAGCAGCAGUAGCAGCAGCGACGACAGCUGCAGCAGUAUUAGCAGCAGUAGCAGCAGCAGCAGUAGUAGCAGCAGCUCUUCCAGCAGCGACAGCGACGUCGUGCCGACCGGCGCCUCCCAGUCGAAAGACAUCGAAAGCGUGCCGAGCGAGCCACAGAUCUGGAUUCAGCCGAACCUCGUCCGUCCGGCGGACUUUCCUAGUGACCACCCGGACCAAGUUCACGACUGGAGCGCUUGGCCCCAGUUCCCUCCCAAGAAGAAGGCGGAUCCACAGCGGGCGAUCCUGGACAGACUGCCGGCCAUGCUUCCCCAUGUCACCCUGGUCAACCAGCACGAGUUCCUGCUGCGUAGGAUGGAACUGCGGAUACACACACUGGGCAGCGUGGCAACGGUGUUCGUCAAAAAUGACCGUGCCUCGUCCCUCGCCUGCAGGUUCAUGAAGCCAGCGCCUGAAUUUCGGAUCACAAACUUGGUGGAUGAGUGGCAGUACAAGGCCUGGCUCACCUUCACGGAUUCCACUGGGCGCCAAUGCGUUGGUCAGUACUGCCACCCGGAUUCACCGCGGCCCGGUUCCUGGUUCAACGGCCGCGUGCUGUCGUUUUCCAAGGUCAAGCUCUUCUCCAACAAGAAAAAGAUCCCGAACCCGCCUCCGAUCACUCUGAGGUGUUACCGCACUUACCACAUCCAAGUGAAUGUUGGGAUUGUGGACGAUAACGGAUACAUCGUCAGCGCAUCGGUCGUCCGGCAAUCUGUUGGUGCCGACUUCAUUGCCGUCACCAGUAGCAUUACUAGGUGGGUGUUGUGCUUUGCAUGCUGGCUGUUUCUUUUGCAAACCUCUGUAUUUCAAUGUCCUCUUCUUUCUCAGUCUCUUUUCUUUCUACAGCUGAUGAAACCACGCUCAGAAUAUUAUUGUAAUCUUAAUUUUUUUUUUUGCUUUUUUUCUCAGGCGUCCAGUCAACAGCGGUACAAGACAGGCGCGCUGACUGAAGUUCUCAAGGCUGUUUAUGUAAUAACAGUAAUAAAUAAAUAUUUAUUUGUGAGUACAAACAGUCCCUUUUUUUUCCUUGUUUAAUGACAUUUUACAGUACAACCAAGACAAAGAAUGCAAUGGUGGUGUGCCUACUGAGGUAUAGAAAAAUACACCAGCUGCACACAUGGCGAUGCUGCAGGUAGGUUGUCACCCUGAAAAGAAAGAAAACAAAGCGGAAGCGCUCUCCGCAGAUAAAUAAGAACACCCUAGUACCCUUGCAUACCUCAGAAAAAGUCCAUUACGCACAGAAUGCAGCC
Dermacentor andersoni is the source of this 1409-nucleotide messenger RNA. The record is from RefSeq and is a predicted model, not a curated record. NCBI's taxonomy places the organism in Eukaryota, Metazoa, Arthropoda, Arachnida, Ixodida, Ixodidae.